AAGCUAGGUCUUUACGUUGAUGUGGACCGUCAACUCAGUUUAAUUUGUUCCGAUCAUCACCAUAAGUAAGUGCUAGUUACGAUACUCAGGGCAAGCAAUGUCAUCUUUCUUUCAUGGAGUGCUAGCCCAUCCAGACGGUUCAGAGACUAUGGAAGCAAUCUGACUGCAUACGGACAAAAUACGUAUAAGAAAGUUCAGUCUCUGCAGCUGAAUUCAUGAAAAAUUACCAAAGAAAAACAUCCGAUAUAGUCUUUCUGAGCAUUGACUUCAAAUGCUACCUAUGGCAAGCAAGUUAAUGAAACGCAUAACACGUUGAACACUUCAAUAGGCUAACUGGGCAAAACAGCUCCAAAUAAUGACUGAAUUUACAAUUCCUUUCGCUUCAUUGUGACUGCACAAAAAUAAGCUCCCCUUUAACAAUUGAGGGGAAAAUCGACAGCCUUGUCCCUUUCCCAUUCAACAAAAGAUGUCAACUGUAAGAAAUUUAGUAGCCAAAUCGAAUAAUGGUACAGGAGCAUUUGUUUUGCAAUGUCGCAAGAUGGUGUUCAACUACUGCGAACACUGGGGAAGCAAUAAAGGGAUGAUUGAAUUUAUAAAGAAGGACCUUGCUCAAUUUGCUAAAGAGAACCCACAAAUCGAAAUUGCCGUUCAACCAAGGCCCAACCAUCAUCCUGUCAUCCGAGGCUACUAUUUGAAUGGGCGGGAUAAAGUCAUUUGUACCCGUAACUUGAAGCCUGCAGAAAUCAGAGAGAAGGCGUACCUAUUGAGAGAUUCCAGCGGCAAAAAGAUGACAAAUUUGACCAAGAAGCCUGUUAUUUCGACAACUGAAAGUGUCCGUGGUAUAUGGUCACCAUUCCAUUCCCAUCCUCACACUAUUUGAGGCACGGAAUAUCGCAUGCAAAAGAGCAGAGUAAAAAUACACCUUGUACAUAUAUAUUUAUAGCAACAUAUAGAUCUUCAGAAUAUAAAAGGGCAAUUAACGUUUUUACUUGGACGUUAUUACGCUUGGACAAAGAAAAAGCCCAUUCGUAACAUUAAAGUAAAAUGAAAGUAAUUCUAUCAGACCGUCAAAAAUCAUUGUGGCAUUUGAUAGCUUUAUUCUACCUGAUACG
Molecule: messenger RNA, 1112 nt
Organism: Mycotypha africana
Lineage: Eukaryota; Fungi; Mucoromycota; Mucoromycetes; Mucorales; Mycotyphaceae
Product: thioredoxin-like protein
Exons: 3
Coding region: 467-880 (137 amino acids)
Biological process (GO): mitochondrial translation
Cellular component (GO): mitochondrial large ribosomal subunit
Molecular function (GO): structural constituent of ribosome
Source: RefSeq, a predicted model, not a curated record